Messenger RNA from Helianthus annuus (common sunflower), 3140 nucleotides. Its product is annotated as probable LRR receptor-like serine/threonine-protein kinase At1g07650. Gene Ontology annotation, molecular function: protein binding; protein kinase activity; ATP binding. The record is from RefSeq and is a predicted model, not a curated record. The coding region runs from base 80 to 3001 and encodes 973 amino acids. Gene Ontology annotation, biological process: protein phosphorylation. NCBI's taxonomy places the organism in Eukaryota, Viridiplantae, Streptophyta, Magnoliopsida, Asterales, Asteraceae. The transcript is spliced from 24 exons.
AGGACAGUGGGCACAGUAUUAAAUUCACUUGCAAUGUAUUUAUAGACAUUAGAUGAAUAAGAAUCCUCAUUUUAAUUAGAUGUCGAUCAUUCUGAAUAAAAUCUUGGAACUUUUGUUUCGUCUCGUGCUCAUCUUGCUUGCACUUAUUUUGUUUGAAGUAACUGAUGUUCAUGCACAAGCUGGAUAUCCUCCUCCAGAUGAAGUGCAAGCUCUUCGUGAUAUAGCCAAAGAAGUGGGUAAACGGGACUGGAAUUUUAGCCUGAAUCCAUGCGGUAAUAAUUCCAAUUGGGUAACACCAAACCCGACCGAAACGUAUAACAACACUGUUCAGUGUAACUGCUCCUACCCUAGGGGUGUUUGUCACGUCAUCAAAAUAUUUCUCAAAGGGCAGGAUCUUGAUGGUGUUCUCCCCCCAUCCCUUGCAAAGUUACCUUACAUCAAAACCAUUGAUUUGACUCGUAAUUACCUAAAUGGCACCAUACCACCUGAAUGGGCUUCAACCAAUUUGGAGUACUUGUCUGUUACUGUGAACCGUUUGUCCGGAGUAAUUCCAGCAUAUUUGGGCAAUAUAACGUCACUUGUGUAUCUGAGUUUGGAGAGUAACAUGUUCUCUGGAACUGUCCCAGCUGAGCUUGGAAAACUAGGAAAUUUAGUAAAACUGAUCCUUAAUGCAAAUAAUCUCUCUGGGGAGUUACCAAUGGAGCUUAAUAAUCUAACCAAUUUGACCGAACUCCGAUUAAGUAGUAACAACUUCACUGGAAGAAUCCCUAGCCUUGAAAGCUGGAAACAGCUUAAUACUCUAGAGAUCCAUGGUAGUGGACUGGAAGGACCAAUUCCAGCAAGCCUUUCCCUCUUGAGCAAUUUGAAAGAACUAAGAAUCUCUGAUUUAAGUGGAGAAAGUUCAUUGUUUCCGAAUCUAAGUAGCAUGACGAACAUGGCAACGUUGAUCUUGAGAAGCUGUAAUAUAACAGGGAGAAUUCCUGAGUAUCUGCCACAUAUGUCCAAUUUAAAGCAUCUAGAUCUAAGUUUCAAUUAUUUAGAAGGUGGUAUACCAGAUCUUAGUGGACUAAACGAUCUACAAAAUAUGUAUGUCACUGGUAACUCCCUCAACGGCAGUGUUCCAAGUUGGCUUAAAGAUGGAUCAGGACGUUUUGUAGAUCUUUCCUAUAACAAGUUUAGCAGAGAAACUAUGAUUCCAUCUUGUAGUGAAUCAUUGAACUUGUUCAGAAGCUACAAAAGUGGGAAUGACUCAGAUCUUGCGAAGUGCUUUAAUGACUAUCCUUGUAAGAAGGACCAAAAAUCAAUUCAUAUCAAUUGUGGUGGGGUAGAAGCUAGGAUUGGGGAUAAGGUUUACGAAGCAGAUCAAGAACCAGCUGGACCUGCAAAAUUUCAUCCUUUAAGAGCUCACUGGGGAUUUAGUAGCACAGGAAAUAUAUUGGAGUCUAAGGAGCAUACACAUAUAGUAAAUAAUGUAUCUAGACUCACAAUGAAAGACGCUGAACUUUACACAGUGGCUCGCUUCUCUCCACUGUCUAUAACUUACUACGGUCGCUGCCUAGCAAAUGGAAGGUACACGGUGACUCUACAUUUUGCAGAGAUAGUUUUUAGGGAUAACAAAUCUUACCAUAGUCUGGGACGACGUGCUUUUGAUGUUUAUAUACAGGGUGCAAUUAACUUUAAGAAUUUGGAUAUUAAAAAUGAAGCAGGAGGGGUUGAUAAGGCACUAAUAAAAACAAUAAAAAAUAUUCAUGUAUCUAAUAAAACAUUAGAAAUUCGGUUUCAGUACGCUGGGAAGGGAACAACCGUAGUCCCAAGGAAAUGGGUAUAUGGACCUCUAAUAUCUGCCAUUUCAAUGGAGUUUGAGUCUAAGCCUGACAGAAGAAGUACAUUCAUAGUCAUUGGAGCUGUGGCUGCAGCGUUGUGCCUCAUUUUCAUAGCUGUUGGUAUUGCAAGGCAUGUGGCAUGGGGUCACAAAAGGGACCAAAUAUCACGAGAAAAAGAUUUAAGGGGACUGGAUCUGCAGACUGGCGUAUUUACAUAUAGACAGAUCAAAGCUGCAACCGACAACUUUGCUGAUCCAAAUAAACUUGGGGAGGGUGGUUUUGGACCUGUUUACAAGGGUACACUCAUAGAUGGAACUUUAAUUGCUGUGAAGAAACUCUCUUCUAAAUCAAGUCAAGGAAAUCGUGAAUUUGUGAACGAAAUAGGGAUGAUAGCCGGUAUUCAACACCCUAAUAUUGUAAGGCUAUAUGGAUGUUGUGUAGAAAGGAACCAACUACUUCUUGUUUACGAGUAUAUGGAGAAUAAUUCUCUAGCCCAUGCUCUAUUUGGGAUUGAUAAAGCUAAGAUGGAACUAGAUUUCCCAACAAGACAACGAAUAUGUGUUGGCAUUGCAAAAGGUUUGACAUUCCUGCACGAAGAGUCUGUGCUAAGAAUGAUCCAUAGGGACAUCAAGGCAACAAAUGUACUCCUAGACAGUGACCUUACUCCAAAGAUAUCAGAUUUUGGUUUCGCUAAGCUUGAUGAAGAUGAAUACACUCACAUUACAACCAGAGUUGCCGGAACUAUAGGGUACAUGGCCCCAGAAUAUGCAUUAAGGGGUCACUUAACCUACAAAGCAGAUGUAUAUAGUUUUGGGGUUCUUGCACUGGAAAUCGUUUCAGGAAGGAGUAAUAUGAAACAUCGGCCAACUGAAGAAUCUAUUUGUCUUGUUGAUUGGGUUGUUUCUCUAAAACAAAAGGGGAGUUUGAUGGACUUGGUGGAUCCAAGACUGGAUUCUGAUUUCAACAAAAAUGAAGCAUUGAGAAUGAUAGAGAUCGCUGUAUUAUGCAUCAACAAGUCCCCAGCUCAUAGGCCUACCAUGUCUGAAGUAGUAAAUAUGCUAGAAGGGAAUAUCGAAAUUAAGGAACCAGAUUUUAAUCUAAUUACAUCUGGUGAUGAGUUAAGGCUGCAAGCACUCAAUUUGAAGCUUGAUCAAGGAGAUACAUUCCCCCUACUCUAGUGAACAUGAGAUUUCCACUAAACCAUCAUCUUCUAUCUUGCAUGACCUGUAUCCUAAUAGUCAAAUUUAUUAAGAAAGUUGUUUCUGAUGGCUUCUUAAUUGGACCGAUGAUUGAAAUCAAGAUUGUUUAAACAAACAG